GUCGGGUGGGCUCUACUUAGUCCAUGGGCUGCAGCCGAGCCCAGGGCCUUCUUGACUUGCCUCCGGACAGAUAGCCGAGCAGGAAGACUAGCAGAGGGAGGAGAGGACCGCCGCCGCCGCCGCAAGGAAGCAGGAGCACCAUGCCGAAAUCCAAGCGCAAUCGCCCAGUGACCUUAUCAAAGACCAAGAAGAAGCCUGGUUUAGAGCGCAAGGGCAAAGUAGUUGCCGAGAUUAAAGAUGCUGUGGAGAAAUACAGCAGCGCCUACGUUUUCACCUUUGAUAACAUGAGGAAUCAGAAGCUCAAGGACCUCAGGGAGCAGCUCAAAUCCUCUAGCAGGAUAUUUCUUGCUGGAAAGAAGGUUAUGCAGAUAGCGUUGGGGCGUUCACCUGCUGAUGAAGCUAAAACAGGCCUCCACAAACUUUCCAAGUUCCUUCAAGGUGAUUCCGGUCUGCUCUUUACCAAUCUUCCAAGGGAUGAUGUUGAGAGGCUGUUUCGAGAUUUCGAGGAGCAUGAUUUUGCAAGGACAGGAAGUACUGCGACAGAAACGGUGGAGCUUAAAGAAGGCCCUCUGGAACAGUUUACACAUGAAAUGGAACCUUUUCUACGCAAGCAAGGACUGCCAGUUCGCUUGAACAGAGGUGUCGUAGAGUUAGUUGCAGAUCAUUUAGUGUGUGAGGAAGGAAAACCCCUUUCACCAGAAGCAGCACAGACUCUGCGCUUGCUUGGGAUACAGAUGGCAACAUUCCGGCUAUACCUUGUGUGCCGCUGGUCUUGUGAUGACUUUGAAGUGUACAAAGAAGGCUUGGCGCACCUAGGAGCUGAUGAUGAUUCCUCUUAAGAUCUUUAUGUUCCCCUCUGCAAGGACGCACUUGCUGUCUUGUGUUGGGACAGUUUUUGGUAUUGUGUGUGCGGCCAUGUACCCCGGAAUGUUGGAAAUUUGAAAGAUGCAGUGUUGGAGGGUGUAAGCUGAUUGGUAUAUCUUAUGAACAAGAUGUGGAGUUGAGAGGUGGAUCUUCUUACUGACCGUGCAGUGUGUGACUUGGGUUUUGUGCUUAAAUGUAGGUCGAUGGCAAAAUGCUGAAUCUUUA
Molecule: messenger RNA, 1089 nt
Organism: Panicum virgatum (switchgrass)
Lineage: Eukaryota; Viridiplantae; Streptophyta; Magnoliopsida; Poales; Poaceae
Product: mRNA turnover protein 4 homolog
Exons: 8
Coding region: 141-839 (232 amino acids)
Biological process (GO): rRNA processing; ribosomal large subunit biogenesis; ribosomal large subunit assembly
Cellular component (GO): preribosome, large subunit precursor; nucleolus
Molecular function (GO): RNA binding
Source: RefSeq, a predicted model, not a curated record